Gongylonema pulchrum is the source of this 567-nucleotide messenger RNA. NCBI's taxonomy places the organism in Eukaryota, Metazoa, Nematoda, Chromadorea, Rhabditida, Gongylonematidae. The record is from the annotation of a GenBank genome assembly.
AUGGCAGCACGGUCGAAAUGCUUUUACACCAGUUUUGCGGAACUCGAGCACAAUACAGAAUUUGAAAGGAUGUAUUGCAAACAGAAAUGUCUUUACGAGAUAAUACGACAUCGAACGCCACAAAAUGUUUCAUACGCAGCAGGUCGGGUGACCGUUUUUCGCGUAUGUUGGCAGUUGGUCAGAUCGUUCAGCUUCAUCAGAUUCAGUGCUGCACCAGCUAAAGAUUACGACAUCAUUUACGAAUCAUCGAACAAUUACAAUUUGGCACCCAAUUACAAGGAUAAGGUAUAUUAUUUGCAUUCAUUGAAUGGUACUAGCGUAACUGAUCUCUCGAAAUCACUGAGAUUUAACCAGUUUCCAGUUCUUACCUCCAGUCAGAGUCUCAUUUCUCUUCCAGACAAUAACUUCGACCUCCUCUUCUUCCUUAUGAUCCUCGCUCGAGAACUCCUGCACCCCUUCAUCGUCUCAAUUCCUCUUUUUUCCCCUCCUCUGCAUCUUUUGGGUACAGAUCUUCUGCAUUUGUCAUUUUUCGAUGAUUUUAGUUAUAAUUUUAAAGAAUUUCAUUAA